Molecule: messenger RNA, 598 nt
Organism: Galdieria sulphuraria
Lineage: Eukaryota; Rhodophyta; Bangiophyceae; Galdieriales; Galdieriaceae
Product: methyltransferase isoform 1
Exons: 6
Coding region: 42-575 (177 amino acids)
Cellular component (GO): cytoplasm; nucleus
Source: RefSeq, a predicted model, not a curated record
UUGGUAAUUCAUUUUUGAAUGUUUCUUUGUCGAUAAACUUGAUGAGCAAGGAAUACAUAUUAUCUGAUGGUUCUCGUAUAUCUUAUGAAGAAUAUUUGGGUUGUUCUUCUGAAGACGAUAAACCACCAGUGUUUUGUUGGCCAAGUAGUUUUAUCUUGUCCAAAUAUAUUGAAAUGCAUCCAGAGUUGAUACAAAACAAGUGUGUAUUAGAGUUGGGUGCUGGUAUUGGUCUUCCAGGUUUGGUUAGUGCUGUUUUGGGUGCCCAUAAAGUAUACUUUGCAGAUAAGCGAGAAAAUAAGAUGGCACAACUUUUGUUGGAAAGAAAUAUAGAGAGAAAUGGAUUACAAUCGAUAGGUCAGUGGUAUCCAAUCAAUUGGGGUGAUUGCUAUCCUUUUGAAAUGGACCAUCCCAUCGAUAAACUAGAUAUUGUGAUUGGUUCAGACUUGUUCUAUGAACCCAAGCACUUGGAAUCCCUUGUUAUGACUAUUGCUUCACUUGUUCGAUAUCAUUCGGGACUUGGAUUAUAUACAGUUUAUCAAGAACGAAGUUGUAAACGUUCUGUGGGUAAGUUGUGAAAAGGGCAUUGUGUUUUAUCAUA